Molecule: messenger RNA, 4028 nt
Organism: Oncorhynchus nerka (sockeye salmon)
Lineage: Eukaryota; Metazoa; Chordata; Actinopteri; Salmoniformes; Salmonidae
Product: kinesin-like protein KIF19
Exons: 11
Source: RefSeq, a predicted model, not a curated record
CUCAGUACACUAACAUCAUCUCUGACCUGCGCAGCGAGAUCCAGCGGCUCAAGAAUAAGAUCGCCGAUCAGGCUGGACGUCAGCUCAACUCUGACCGAGCUGACAUCCGCCAUGUCCAGGCGGAGGUGCAGGCCCACAGCACGCAGGCGAGCCGAGCAGAGAUGGACCAGCUGAGGGAGCAGCUCCUAGAGGCCUUCAGGAGUCAGAUGGAGAUCAGGAGGAGCCUGAUGGAGCUGGACAACAGCAACAUGGACAUCCAGAUGGACACCUCCAAACACCUGCUCACCAUCGCAGAUUGGGAGCAGGAGCGGAGUCGUUGUCGCAGGAAGUGGCGAGCAGAGAGGAGGAAGGAGAGCAGCAGUAAGGAGGAGAGUGAGAAGGUUUUUGACUGCCCUGAGUCACCCCCAGACAGCACUGAGACCCAGGAAGUAGCCAUGGCCAGAGAGAAAGUGGUCACUCUAAUUGCUGAACAGAACAAGAUACGCGAACAAAAGGCUUUACUGGAGCGCUGCUUCGUGGAGCUGCGGGAGCGUGCCAGGCGCCUGGAGGAGCUGCUCCCUUGCAGGGUGAGCUCUGAAGAGCAGAGGGAGGUGCUGGGCCUUCUCUGUAAGGUACACGAGCUGGAGAUUGAGAAUGCCGAGAUGCAGUCCCACGCCCUGCUCAAAGACAACGUGAUCCGGCAGAAGAACUUUGUGGUGCUGCGCUUCGAGCAGCACCGCCACCUCUGUGACGAGCUCAUCCAGCAGCAGAGGCGGUUUAUUGACGACCACAGACUCCUGGUGCCCCCCCACCUUCAGGAACUGUAUUGGAUGUACAUGAGAGAGCUGGAUGAGAGGAACCUGGACAGAUCCCUGGACAAGGUCAGCGGGAGCACACUCAAGGAGGGCUCCCUGCCCAAGAUCACUCUGCCCAGCCGAAGUCGUGACCCAGUGCAGGACGUGGACUCAGACCAGGAGAGCGUUCGCACCAUGGGCUCAGAGACCAGGCAUGGCCGGGCCAAGACCCGCAGACACACCCUGCCACCCAUUCUACCUGAACCCGAAGGAGACAACAACCAUGUGUUUAAGGGCAGUCCCCGAGCCAGGCAGAUGAAACAUUCUGCUGUGUUGACCCCUCCUCCCAUCCACAUCAGCGGCCAGGGAAACAGAGAGCUGCAGCCAUUGGCCCUAGAGACAACUCUGAACUACAGCCACCACAGUGUCAGCAGUCACCUGGACUCCUCCCCUGAGAGCAGCGAGACGGGCCAGGAUGUCCCCCUCACACGAAAGGAGAGGCAGCAGAUCCUCAAAGGGGUUCACAACAUUGCAGUGAAGGCUGCACGCCGCCGCUCCAAAGCCCUGGAAGUGGACGCCCUGCGACUGCCCCCUCCUCCCUCACCCCUGGACCCCAAGAAGCACAAGAGCAUCCUGUCUCCGAGUGAGGCGCCCCCUAGGGGUCUGGCCCUACUCCGCAGCCGGCAGCCCAGCCCCGAGCCCCGCCACGACACCUCAGAUGAAAACUUAUCCAGCAGCACGGGGGAGGGGCCUGUCUCCCAGGGCACCUGGACACGCCCACGUAAUCGCCAGCCGGCCUCCAAGAACCCAAACCUCUCCCUCCGCGAGCAGGACUUCGAGGCUCGCUCCCGGAAGAGACGCUCCCGCUCGUUCGAGGUCACAGGUCAAGCACUGUAUCAGUCUAAGACAACGGCAACCCAGCGUAUACGCCCGUUGGACAGCACGUCAGACCCCCACCUCCACAUCAACGGGAAGCCCCAGGCCCCCCUUUUACGUCCCCAGCACAGGGGGGUCCCUUCUCUCACCAAAGUCCGGCUGCCACACAACAACCACCAAACAGGCCCCAUCACAGAGUCCUCCCCAGUCCACCUGAGCAACCUGAAGCGUGUGUCUCAGCUGCGCCAGCCCAUGCUCUACACCACGGGCAACGGAAGUCAGCGCACCCGCAGGCACUGAGGGCCUAAAGGCCUACUUCUCCUGGGUUAUGUUCAUUAGGGCAUAGAAUGGACAUUUUUGCAAUGGAAAACAAAAAUGAGUCCAGGUAGUCCCUUCCUGUUUUCUUCAGUUUGGUGCCUAAUGAUCAUGACCCAGGGUUUUCUUACACAGGACUUCCCAAUACCAGCACUACCCUGACCAGCUACCCUGAGAAUGUUGACUGGACUAGAUGGACUGGACUGGAGAAAGCUGGACCUCCAAUCUCCACCUUCAUGCUCCUGAUUGACCCACAGCCCAGUGGGGCCUUGAGCCCCCUUUUGUCCUCUGGCCUGUGACCUCUGACCUGUGACUUCCACACUGGCUGUACAUUGAACCCAGAGACCUAGCUUUUCCUCGUGCUGAUCACUAGUAAGUAAGGUGGAUGAUGCCCUAAGACCUCACCAUCACAGACCCCAAAGAUCUUCUGUCUAUGACUUUUACUCUUCUGUCUGUAACUUUGUCUUAAAUGGCGCCCAAGUUCUAUAUAGUGCACUACUUUUGACCUGGCCCUGGACAAACGUAGUGCACUAUAUAAGGAAUAGGGUGCCAUUUCAGACACAGACUGUGACUGUUUUCUCUGCUCCUCGUUUCCCUGCUCAAGUGGUCCUGUGAUUGACAGUCCAGUGGCCACCACUAACCGCUACUAUCGCCCUGUACACAUUCCGGUUCUACAGAUGAUUUGGCACGGUUGUGAUACUAAAGAAUUUUUCUACAUACAAAUAAUUACAAAAGCCUUGUGGACACACUGCAUAAUAGUUGUUUCUUCUCUCUUCUUUAUGAACACGUUUUAUAAAUAAAUAUAUUCUUUCUACAGCUUAUCAGCGUACACCCAAUAUGUUCCCCCUGUUGAUGAUGCUUAUUAUUCAUUAUGGUUGAACUAAAAGAUUAUAUGCAACAAAAAUGUCAUUCAAUUGGAAACAAUGAAAUAUAUAUGUAAAAUGUAAUUAAACAAUAAUGAAUGUUGAUGCUAAUAUUAUGUAUAAUGUAUGAUAACAAUAGCCUAAUGUAUUCUAUAUGCUGUAAACUAUUGUCUUUUAACAGUUUCACUCAAUUCAUUCUAAUUUACUUAAUAAUUAUGACACACCCCUCACUAUUGUCAUUGGUUGCACUAAUUCCACUGUUUGUCUACAUAACCUGGUUCAAGCAUUCAUGACGUUAAACGUUAAAUAAAUAAAUUACUGGGAGUUUAAAUAUUCAGUGUCUUCGGAAAGUUUUCAGACAUCUUGACUUUUUCCACAUUUUGUUAUGUUACAGCCUUAUUCUAAGAUGUAUUAAAUCGUUUUUUUCCCUCAUCAAUCUACACACAAUACCCCAUAAUCACAAAGGAAAAACAGGUUCAUUGGGUAUGACGCUAUAAGCUUGGCACAUUUGUAUUUGGGGACUUUCUCCCAUUCUUCUCUGCAGAUCCUCUCAAGCUCUGUCAGGUUAGAUGGGGAGCUACGCUGAACAGCUAUAUUCAGGUCUCUCCAGAGAUGUUCGAUCGGGUUCAGGUCCGGGCUCUGGCUGGGCCCCUCAAGGACAUUCAGAGACUUGUACCGAAGCCACUCCUGCAUUGUUUUGCCUGUGUGCUUAGGGUCGUUGUCCUCUUUGCCCCAGUCUGAGGUCCUGAGCACUCUGGAGCAGGUUUUCAUCAUGGAUCUCUUUGCUCUGUUCAUCUUUGCCUCGAUCCUGACUUGUCUCCCAGUCCCUGCCACUGAGAAACAUCUCCACAGCAUGAUAAUACCACCACCAUGCUUCACCGUAGGGAUGGUGCCAGGUUUCCUCCAGAUGUGAUGCUUGACAUUCAGGCCAAAUAGUUUAAUCUUGGUUUCAUCAGACCAGAGAAUCUUGUUUCUCAUGGUCUGAGAGUCUAUUGAUGCCUUUUGGUAAACUCCAAGCAGGCUGUCAUGUACCUUUUACUGAGGAAUGGCUUCCGUCUGGCCACUCUCUCAGAAAGGCCUGAUUGGUGAAGUGCUGCUGAGAUGGUUGUCCUUCUGGAAGGUUCUCCCAUCUCCACAGAGGAACUAUAGAGCUCUGUCAGUGACCAUCAGGUUCUUGGUCACCUCCCUGACCAAGGCCUUU